AUAUAAGAUACAAAUAAUUUCUGUGCUAGUACAAACUGUCCCGCUCGGUUUUAUCUCUCUCCCCCACUUCACGAAACAAACUUACGAUGACUGGGUCAACCUCUUCCGACUUGGAAAAGGAUUCCAUACGUAUCAAUGAAAAUGCUAACGCCACGACAACGCCUCUUUACAAUGAACAUGUCGAUAUUACUGGGGUAGAUGAGCGCAAGCUAUUACGCAAGAUCGAUAUCGCAUUGAUACCUUGGCUCUCUCUCUUGUAUUUGUUGAGCUUUCUGGAUAGGACAAGUAUUGGAAAUGCCAAGCUUUAUAAUCUCGAGAAAGACUUGAACAUAACUGACACCCAGUAUCUUCUCGCUUUGACCGUGUUUUUCUUUAGUUAUGCCAUUUUUGAGGUCCCGUCCAAUGUAUUUUUGAAACGUCUGCGUCCUUCGCUCUGGCUGUCCGGUCUCAUGUUCUGCUGGGGAAUUAUGAUGACUGUGCAAGGCCUUGUGCACAACUUUGGAGGUCUGACAGGGAUGCGAUGGAUGCUUGGAAUGUUUGAAGCAGGUUUAUUCCCCGGUGUCAAUUAUUACUUAUCUUGCUGGUACAAGCGCUCCGAGUUUGGUAUCCGUGCAGCAAUAUUUUUUUCGGCCGCUACCGUAUCUGGAGCUUUCGGUGGUUUGCUUGCUGCUGCCAUCUCCAAGAUGGAUGGGAUUGGCGGAAAACCUGCUUGGGCUUGGAUUUUCAUCCUCGAAGGCUUGGCUACUGUUAUUGCCGGUGCUCUGUCUUUCUUCAUCAUUCAAGAUUUCCCUGAUACUGCGAAGUUCUUGACUGAGGCAGAGCGAACGGUUGUCGUUCGUCGGCUUCAAGGAGACGAUCAGUUCAGUGCUGCAGGAGAGAAAUUGAGGAUGAAAUAUAUCUAUAAGAGUAUACUGGAUUGGAAAACAUGGAUCGGAAUGAUUGUCUACGUUGGUGCUGACAUGCCUCUAUACGCGUUCUCCCUCUUUCUACCUUCUAUCAUCAACCAGCUUGGCUUCAAGGCCACCCCCGCCAAUCUCUUAACCGUUCCUGUGUAUGCCUUUGCCUGUCUCAUUACCUGCGUUGUCGGCUUUCUGGCAGACAAAUGGGGUCGUCGGGGAUAUUUCAACUUGAACGCAGCUUUAUCUUACUUCGCUGUAUAUCUCGCUACCUGUGGGAUUUAUCCUGUCAUUCCGAACUCUAUUGCGUGGGUUUCGAACAACGUAGAGGGUUCCUACAAGCGCAGUGUCACGCUGGCAAUGGUGAUCAGUUUUGGAAACAUCAAUGGAGCUGUUAGUUCUAAUGUAUACCGCGCCAAAGAUCAACCAUGGUAUCCACUAGGACACGGAUUGGUUCUACUCUACAUCGGAUUGGGACUCAUCUCCUCCACUACCUUCCUUGUGCUCCUCAAAAGAGAAAACGCAAAGCGAGAACGCGGCGAAAGGAAUGAGAUCAUUGGAGAUGAAAAAUCCAGUGGCCAUGAAAUCAAUGGCAGAUACGAGACGGUAGCGGAUGCAAAAGCAGACAAGGGAGACGAAUGGAGUGGCUACAGAUACACUAUAUGAAUAAAUGUUACUUAGAAUCAUCAGAUACAAAUUACCAUUGCCAGAAGGGAACGAGUUACCUACUUCUGGGGAGCAAUUAGGGGCUUUCCUGCUCAAUAACGUAGACGUUUGAAUGCCUUGUGAAGUGUCACGAU
Messenger RNA from Lentinula edodes (shiitake mushroom), 1696 nucleotides. RefSeq names its product MFS general substrate transporter. The transcript has 23 exons. NCBI's taxonomy places the organism in Eukaryota, Fungi, Basidiomycota, Agaricomycetes, Agaricales, Omphalotaceae. The record is from RefSeq and is a predicted model, not a curated record. Gene Ontology annotation, biological process: transmembrane transport. Gene Ontology annotation, molecular function: transmembrane transporter activity. Bases 87 to 1562 code for a protein of 491 amino acids. Gene Ontology annotation, cellular component: membrane.